UCAUUCACAACUUAUGGCAUUAAUUCUACUAUAUUCCUCUUUUGUUGUUUUAAUUUAAUCCUUUCACCUAGGUUGUAGAGAGUACUCACUCUUCCACCACACAACUCUUAGCCCCAAACUCUGUCAAAAAAAAACUCUUAGCCCCAAACAGAGUUUUAUUAUAUUGGACUGAUUAAUUCUACUAUGUAGCUUGUUCGAAGUUUUAUUGUGAUGCAAUUUUGGGGAAGAUGAGGAUACUCUUCAAAAGCUCUACCCGAAUGGAAUGGCUCCUGGAUUUAAGGGUAACUCAAAACGGAAAAUAAACUUGGGAAAACAAGAUGUUGUACAUCAUGGUUCUAAGAGUGGUCAAGGUAAUUUGUUGAUUACAAGAGCAACGACCAAAAGACCUUUUGACAAAUCGCAUGUGGCAUCUGAUGACACAACAUCUCACAAUCGACAUCCUCAAAGUCCAAGGCAUGACAUUGUGUCAAAUCAAAAUUCUGAAUCUGUAUCAAUGGAGAGCCUGCAUGGUCUAACACCACAAUCAAAUGGGGUUGGAGGGCUAAAACAAAAGUAGGAGUGGUAAACAGAAAACACAAAAAAAAAGGAGUGAAAAAAACAGAGUAUGGAAAAGAGAAAAAUGAUAAGAGAUGAGAGAUUAAGCUAAACAAUAGUUUGUCUCAUUUGGCUGCUGGGAAAUAUUCCCUUUCUUAAACAACCAUGUUACCGAUUCAUCUUCACGCCCUAUUAAAAGAGUACGUGGUCAAACAAUGGGAAAGGGAAUCAUGAAGGCAUAUGAUGCUUCUAAGACUAAAGUGAAGAUAAACGUUGAUCUGUCAAUUGGAAGACCUGAGAACGCAGAAGAGUCAGCCAAGCUUUCAAGUCAAAUCGGUAUAAUUACUCGCGAUGUGCUUCCUGUUCCUAGAAGGUGGAAAGAAGUAGAUGAAGAAAAUGGAUUGGCUCCUGGAUUUGAUCACAUGCAGUUGCAUAUGGAUGUCAAUAUUGAUGACGCGGGUGUCAAAGAAAGCUUGGUUGAAAGACUGAAAUGUAGUACGCGACAAAAGCGUUACAAGCUAUAUCUUCAUUACAAGAAAUUUCAAACUCUGGAAUUGGCUAAAAGUAAUAAGCCAUCUUCUUAUCCAGACCAAAACAAUUGGCAGUUGUUGUGUGAUUACUUUGCAACAGAUAAAUUCAAGAAAUCAAGUAUUGCGAACACGGAAAAUAGGAAACUGGUACGAGCGCCACAUAUUUCAAGCAGAAAACCCUUCACUGUACGACGACUUGAAAUUUCUCAGAAGCAGCUAAAUGGUGAUUCUUGUGAUCGAAUUGAGUUGUAUAAACAAACUCAUUUUACUGAGAAAAAGGGCUGGUCAUCUAAGGUGGCAGAAGAAAAUUGGUAAUUUAUCCAAUUAAGAGUUGAUGAAAAAGAAACAAGAACAAUAUAAAGAGGAAGGUUGUGAUAAGAGCACUGAUGAUAUAGUUCUUGAGGUACUUGGUCAUGGAUCUGGAUACAUUAAAGGCCUUGGGUAUGGUCCUAAACCUAGCAGACACAACGGUGCAAAUCACUCCCAAACUCAGCACCUCCAAAAUGAGCUUCAACAAACAACAAGAAUUACAAGUUUCUGAAACACAAUUUGAUGGCCUCAAAAGCAAAAUUCAAGUGGAAGAUACUGAAAAAGAGGUGUUUGACUUGAGAAACCAGUUGGCUCAACAAGCUUCCAAAAUGGAGCAACAAGAUUCAAAAAUGGAGAAGAUCAUGGCAUUUAUGGCUACCCAAGGAAUGAAUUUAUAAAUUUUGCUUUUAAUUUAUUGUUCCUGUAUAGUUGGAAGUAUGUUACGGUUUCCGCAUAGGAUUAGAAUGCUCUAAAACUAUUUAGCUAGUCAGAUUUUUUAUUGGUCCCAUCCCCCAGAAUUUACACUACAGAAUCUUGUAAUGUUUUUAUUGUUUUAGCAUUAAGUAGCGGUUAUUAUUUACUAUUUAAUUAACAUUUAUUAAUACAAACGGUUUAGGGUUUUGGGACAAAUGAUUCGUUACCAUGUCACAAUUAC
This is a messenger RNA of Cuscuta epithymum, 2028 nucleotides long. The record is from the annotation of a GenBank genome assembly. Lineage: Eukaryota; Viridiplantae; Streptophyta; Magnoliopsida; Solanales; Convolvulaceae.